AAAUUUUUAAAUUUUAGAGUCUCUAAAUACGCGGGAAACUCAGACUUGAAUAUAUAGCUAUGUAUACUGAUAAAACUGGAUAAUUAAGCGCUUAUUUAAAUUUUUUGGCUUUAAAACCUAAUAUAUUUUAAAACAAGAAGAGUUUAUCUAUAUAUUAAAAAAAAAAUUAGACUUGGGUUACUUUUUUAAGUUUAAAAACAGUGUACAUUAAAUCCUAUUAUUUAGCUAUAAAUAAAUAUAAAAAUGACUGAGUCUCAUAUAACAAAACUAAAAAAAUUAUGUCGAAUAUGCGGAGAAAAACUUGGAAAUCGUAGUGUUCCUUUAACAAAGCAUGUAGUUAGAAUAGAAUUGAAUUUUUUUAUACGAAUCGACGAGGAUGACCCAAAGAUGCACCCACAGAAGAUGUGUUACAGAUGCUUUACAAUAAUGAGAAAAAUAGAAAAAGGUUCAAAUACUGAUCUUAAAUUAAGAACUUGGAUUAGCAAUUGCCAGAAAGAUGAAUGUAUUUGUUUCAAAGUAAAUAAAGGAAGGAAACCAAAGAAAACUGUAAAAGGAAGGCCCUUAUAUAUUGUGAAUGAAGAAAUUUGGACUCGACAAGCAAUAAAUAACAUACAAGCUAAACUUUCAUCUCUACCAAAUUUAAAUCUGAAACUACAAGACAUUAACCAAAAAUUAAACCCACAUGUACAUCUUUGUGUCUGUUAUAUUUGUAAUGGUAUUAUGUAUAAACCAGUUAUUUUAAAAAACUGUCUGCAUUCGUUUUGUGCACCAUGUAUAUUACCACUAAUCAAUGGUAAACUAUUAUUUAAAACAAAAUGCCCUAAAUGCUCCUUUUCAAUUUCAAUUGAUGGAAUAACCUCCUCUAGCAAUGUUAUUGAAAUGAUAAAUAAUAUUCAAGAAGAAUGUAAGCAACAUUGCGGUAGAUUAUUUAAAGUGUCACAACAAUCAGAACGCUUCAACCAUCAAAAUAAUUGUCAGACUCCAAUACCAAUUUCCACAACCUUGUCAACACCCUCAUCACAAACAACUCUAACAGAUAUAUUUGCAUUAAAUUCAACAAGUGUUAUCACAAGGGAUAUUGAUGCUGUUGCACUUCAUAUUAUUAAACAAAAAAUGUUGCAAACAACAUCCAAUGUAAUAGAAUUUCAGACAGAUGGACCAAGGCCUUUAUGCUUCACAUCAACACCAAAAGCCUAUAAAGACAGUAAAGAUGCAACUUUACGAACAGUUCGCAAAUUACAAUCACAGUUAAACGAUUACAUAAGCACAACAUGUGGUGGAAGCAUUAAGUCCAAAAUCAACCAAACCACUACUCUUUUGAAAUCAUUCAAUGAAAAUGAACAAGAAAUUAUUCUAAGUAACUCAAAUAUUUCAAAAACCAAAAUAUCAGCUGAAGAAAUAAUAAGUUUAAAAGCUAACAUGAGCAGUACUUAUGCCAACAUGAAAAUAUUAUCUAGGUGGUUGAAAACCAAGAACAUCAUUUGUGCUUCAAACGCACAACAAAGAAGCCUGGCUAAGAAAUGGUCAUGUGAUGAUCUUAUUAUUGAAAAAGCUCCAUUUAUGGUUGAAAAAAAGGAGUCCAAAGGUUCUUUUGAAAUAAAAGAAUUGCCAUGUGCUUAUAUUAACAAUCUGCAUGGACAUAUAAUAAAUGUGCUAGAUAGAUUAGAAAGCAACAACUUACUAUUGAACAAAAAGAUUAAAGGCAAUGAAAUCCAUAUAAAAAUAGGAGGCGACCAUGGAGGUGGCUCGUUCAAAAUGUGUUACCAAGUAGUGAAUGUAGAGAAACCUAAUGCAAAAACAAACACAACUGUCUUUAACAUAUUUGAAGCAAGUGAUUGUAAAACAAAUCUGAAGUUUUCACUGUCAAGAUUUAAAUCAGAAAUCGAUUUGUUGCAAAAUACCAUUUGGAGAGAAAAACAGAUUCGUGUAUUUUUAUUUGGUGAUUACAAAUUCUUGUGUGCAAUCUAUGGAAUAACUGGUGCAACUGGUAGACACCCAUGCCUGUUUUGCAACAUCACAAGACAAGGAAUGUCAACUCCAAUUAAGGACAACAUUGAAACGCGAUCACUUGAGACACUAGAUUCACAUUUAGAAAAAUAUAAAAAUCAUGGUUCAGAUCCCAAGUUUGCCAAGCUAUGUGAUAAUGUUAUUGACCAAAGGUUAUUUAAUGUGCCACUUGAUCAGAUCGGAAUUCCAGCAUUACACAUCUCACUUGGUACGUAUUUAAAAUUCUUCAACAUGUUAGAAGACUCUUGUCAUACAAUUGAUGUCAAAAUUGCAGGUCGAAUGGCAGUAAAUAACCAAACACUUGAAGACUGUGAAGAGUUUAACAAAUAUAUUGAGAAGCAGCGUCAAAUAAAACAACUUCAGAUAAGUAUUCAGGAUCUUGAAAAUAAAACACGUAUCAUAACAGAAGCACUUGAAACUCACAUAUUAUCUAACCCUGAAAAUGAAGAAUAUAUAAAGUUAGUAUUUGAACCACGCAUAAUUCACUUUGAAGAGAAAAAAAAAGAAAAGAUCUCAGAAUUGGAAAUAAUGAAAGAAACUGACCAUGUAAAGAUGUCAUUUGGUCCACUAGUAAAUAAACUCGACGAGGUACUUAAUUUGUUAGGAGUGCAAAGACAAGCAUACCAUGGGAAAAGUUUUGUUGGUAACCAUGUUAACAAAAGGUAA
Hydra vulgaris (swiftwater hydra) is the source of this 2673-nucleotide messenger RNA. RefSeq lists its product as uncharacterized. The record is from RefSeq and is a predicted model, not a curated record. NCBI's taxonomy places the organism in Eukaryota, Metazoa, Cnidaria, Hydrozoa, Anthoathecata, Hydridae.